This is a messenger RNA of Perca flavescens (yellow perch), 1550 nucleotides long. Its product is annotated as galectin-9. The transcript is spliced from 8 exons. Gene Ontology annotation, molecular function: carbohydrate binding; galactoside binding. Bases 108 to 1160 code for a protein of 350 amino acids. Gene Ontology annotation, biological process: negative regulation of CD4-positive, alpha-beta T cell proliferation; positive regulation of gene expression; negative regulation of type II interferon production. NCBI's taxonomy places the organism in Eukaryota, Metazoa, Chordata, Actinopteri, Perciformes, Percidae. The record is from RefSeq and is a predicted model, not a curated record. Gene Ontology annotation, cellular component: cytosol; nucleus.
CGAAACCUAUCCGUGCAAUAAAAACUUGCAAAAGUCUCCCAUUUUGCAUCAGAGUAGGCCACUCUUCUCGCCGCUCAGCAAACCUGCGCAAUUCAGUUUGGGACAAUAUGGCCUUCAACCAGCAGCAGACACCUUUUUAUAGCCCAAGCCUCCCCUUCACUGGAUCAAUCCACGGUGGUCUGCAGGAGGGGAAGUCCAUCAACGUCAGUGGACGAGUCCUGCCUGGAGCCGAUAGGUUCCAUGUGAAUUUACAGUGUGGUUCCAGGACCAAUGCGGACAUUGCUGUCCACAUUAACCCAAGAUAUGACAGCCACCCAGGUUAUGUGGUUACCAACACCUUCCAGAAUGGCAGCUGGGGGCCAGAAGAGAGGAAGCAAAACUCGCCGUUUCCUGCUGGCUCUACCUUCAGCCUCACCAUCACAGUCACACGUGAUUCCUACCAGCUGAACGUCAAUGGCUGCCACUUUAUGGAGUACAGACACCGUAUCCCAUUUCACCUGGUGGACACCAUCUCAGUCAGCGGGAAAGUAGAAAUUUCCACCAUUGCCUUCCAGAACCCUAUGCUGGCAUUUCCUGCACAGCCUGCGUUUGCUGCACAAGUAGCCUAUCCCACCCAGGCUGGCUUCCCUUCUUAUCCAGCGUUUCCCCCUCAGCCUGGAUUUCCAACUCAGCCUGGGUUUCCUUCUCAGCCUGGUUUUCCAUCUCAGCCUGGGUUUCCAUCUCAGCCUGGGUUCCCCUCGCAGUCUGGAUUUCCUCCAGCAAUGCCUGUUGUUCCAUACCAGAGCCACAUCAGCGGUGGACUGAAACCUGGCAGGACCAUCACUAUUCAGGGGAAUGUUAACCCCAACGCCACAAGGUUCAGUGUGAAUCUGAGCUAUUCCUCUGGCAUCGCUCUGCAUUAUAACCCACGUUUCGACGAGAACGUUGUGGUUCGGAACACCAAGCAGGGGGACCAGUGGGGCCCAGAGGAGCGCGGCGGCGGGAUGCCCUUCCACCGGGGGAAGCCUUUCACGCUGACUAUCUGUUGUGAGAAACAGUCCUUCAGGAUCGUGGCCAAUGGGAUGCAGCAGCAUACCUAUAAGCAUCGUAUCACUUACUUCCAACACAUCACCACGCUGGACAUCGCUGGAGACAUCAGUCUGACCUCUGUGAUGGUGUAGAGACCCCACACCACUGGCUGCUCUGGAUUAUUUUACACACAACAGGGUUUCCCUGAUAAAAUAUAAAAAAAAAUCUGCUUGCAUUUAUUCAUGAAUCCAUGCUAAUUGAUUACUUAUGGCAUUUACUGGAUAUUGUUUAUUUACCUCCUGUGUAUUCAUGCUACAAAUAAUCCUUUUUCUAUAUUAUCAUUUUCUAUAUAUAUUCUGAAAACAUUGUUUUUUAAAGGAAAAAUCCACCAAGGAUUACCAGGUCCAGUUAGUUCAUGAAUUAAGUUACUUCUGGUUGAAUUCAGAAGUGACAUUCUGACAUAAUAGACAUUCUGUAUAAUGAAGUCUCUAAAAACAGUGAUCAUUGUUGUUAGUGAAACAUUAAAAUGAAUGUAGUGUGAA